AUGAACACUCAGUUCCAGUUAAGUUGCUUUUCAGGCAGUACCUGCUUAAAAGGAUUCCUUGAGCCUGUGCAGCUCCCAGUCCUCGCACCGCUUUAUAACCUUCUUCGAGAGGCAGCAGAGAACCUUCUGCUGGGACAGCAUGUGAACUGGCCUCUGCAGAGGCUGGAUGUGUAUUUUUCCGCCAGCGAGGUCUUCGCCUCUCUCCCGAGCGAAGGCCAGGCGGGCACUUCGCCCUGCGCCCCUGGCCCACGCUCUCCCGCUCCCUUCGUCGUCGGGUCUCGGGACCCCGGGAGCGCCGAGCGCAGCGCGCAUGCUCAGGAGUCAGGCGCCACGGCCGGCGCGUCCACGGGUCGGCGCUGGCUGCGCGCGGGCCUGCCGUGGCUGCUCCUGCGCUGUCCGGAGACCCAUCGCUGCCGGCACCGGGCUCCCCAGCUGCCGCCUGGGCCAGGAGCAGACGGAGUGGUCCUGGGGCUCCUCCCUGCCGCCCGCCUUGGGGCUGCCGAGCAGACCGGUGACUCCUGCGAUGGUGGCGGAGGGGGAGGCUGCAGGGAGAGUUGUCCCCAGCUUUCAGAAGAACUCUGGUUCCGCGAGCCCAUAGUGCUGAGCACUCUGGACCUCGGCUCCACCAGUUUCAAAGCCAGGAACGGAGUGGACCGGUGUGCACGGCAGCGCGCCGGGUCCACAAAAAGCAGAGAAGCUCACAGUCAGACUGAAAAGCAGAGGAGAGAUAAAAUGAACAACCUGAUUAAAGAACUAUCUGUCAUAGUUCCUCAGUGCAAUCCCAUGGCAUGCAAACUGGGCAAACUUACAGUUUUAAGGACUGUUCAACACUUGAGAUUGCUGAAAGGAGUAACAAAUUCCUGUGUAAGAGAUAAUUACAGGCCUUCAUUCAUUAAGGAUAAUGAGCUAAGACACUUAAUCCUUAAGGUACCUCUGUAUGAGCUCAAAUACACAACUUUCAGUUUGGAGCAAUAUCAUAGGAAAUUCUGUACUGUCCAUUUCACUGGUUACUUGAGGAGCUGGCCUCCAAAUAUUGUUGGAACAGAUGAUGAACGGGACGUUAAGAAAGACUGUGGUAAUUUUACUUGCUUUGUUGCCGUUGGACAAUUACACCCAUAUAUUGUUCCACCAUACAAGGGAGAGAUUAAAGUCAAGCCAGCUGAAUUUAAUACCUGGUUUGCAGUGAAUGGACAAUUUAUCUACAUAGAUCAAAGGGUGACAGCAAUUUUAGGCUAUCUGCCUCAGGAACUUCUGGGAACUUCUUGUUAUCAAUAGUUUCAUCAAGAUGACUAUAGUACUUUGAAUGACAAGCAUAAAGCAGUGCUACAGAGUAAAGAGAAAAUACUUACAGAUUCCUACAAAUUCAGAGCCAAAGAUGGUUCUUUUGUAACUUUAAAAAGCCAGUGGUUUAGUUUCAUAAAUCCUUGGACCAAAGAACUGGAAUAUAUUGUGUCUGUCAACACUUUAGUUUUUAAAGGGCACAGUGAAACUAGAGAAGUACCACUACUUCCUUGGAGUUCUCAAUCAUCAGAAGAACCCUCAAGACAAUCUUGUUGUCAUGUGCUUAGAAUAUCUUCUGAGACAGUACUUAGUCUGGGUAGUAUUGGAACAGAUACUGCAGAUGGAAUUCUGGAUUUGCAAAGGUUACAGUGUGUUUAGUCUCUUGGUGAUUCCAAUCCAACAGAUAUAACGAAAGAUCCUACCAAGGUAAACUACAGGAGUGCAUCAAACCAAAAGUUGCUGCCACAGAGACCUUCUGAAAUAGAGGAGUUAAAAGCUACAAGCCGCCAAAACCAGAGCCCCACUGCUUUCCACGGUGACUGGCCAUUAUUCCUCAGUGAUGGUGCCCAGUUGGAUUUUGAUGCCCUGUGUGGCAAUGAUGACACAGCCAUGGCAACAUUCAUGAAUUACUUUGAAGCAGAAGGGGGCCUGGGAGACCCUGGGGACUUCAGUGACAUCCAGUGGACACUCUAG
This is a messenger RNA of Elephantulus edwardii (Cape elephant shrew), 1974 nucleotides long. It is a transcript of the gene BMAL2, whose product is annotated as aryl hydrocarbon receptor nuclear translocator-like 2. Gene Ontology annotation, biological process: regulation of transcription by RNA polymerase II. Gene Ontology annotation, cellular component: transcription regulator complex; cytoplasm; aryl hydrocarbon receptor complex. Gene Ontology annotation, molecular function: RNA polymerase II cis-regulatory region sequence-specific DNA binding; DNA-binding transcription factor activity, RNA polymerase II-specific; protein dimerization activity. The record is from RefSeq and is a predicted model, not a curated record. NCBI's taxonomy places the organism in Eukaryota, Metazoa, Chordata, Mammalia, Macroscelidea, Macroscelididae.